AUGUCAUAUCUCCUACUUAAAAUUCGAUAUGCCUUCUCUGUCUAAAGGGUACCGAAUGGGACUCAUUUAAUUGUUGGAUUGGGUAAUCCUGGGAAAAUUUAUGAAAAUACGAGACAUAAUGCUGGACAAUAAUUUGUUAAGCAUAUUGCUAAAGAGUUCGGCAUAAAAUUGAGUUAUGGUUCAAAUGGAUCUAUUGGAUCAUUUCAACACAUAAUCGUUUUUAAUCCCCUCUCAUUCAUGAAUUUUAGUGGUCAUGCAAUAAAAAAAAUAGCGGAUAAAGCUAAUAUUCAAACUAGCAAUAUUAUUAUUGUUCAUGAUGACCUAGACAAUUUACCAGGAAGAUGUAAGAUCAAAUAAGGAGGAAGUGCAGAAGGGCAUAAUGGGUUGAAAUCCAUUAUCUAAUAUAUGGAUGAUAAAUUCAUUAGAUUAAAAAUUGGAAUAGGAAGACCUAAUUCAAAAGACCCUGCAAUUGUUAGUGAUUAUGUGAUGAGCAAAUUAGAUUAUGAACCAUCAUAACAAGCAUUCAAAUAAGGAAUCAUGCUUGUAAGACAACUCUUUAAAUUUUGA
This is a messenger RNA of Paramecium octaurelia, 567 nucleotides long. The record is from the annotation of a GenBank genome assembly. Lineage: Eukaryota; Ciliophora; Oligohymenophorea; Peniculida; Parameciidae.